Messenger RNA from Melanotaenia boesemani (Boeseman's rainbowfish), 4919 nucleotides. It is a transcript of the gene usp47, whose product is annotated as ubiquitin specific peptidase 47. The transcript has 28 exons. Lineage: Eukaryota; Metazoa; Chordata; Actinopteri; Atheriniformes; Melanotaeniidae. Gene Ontology annotation, cellular component: cytosol; nucleus. Gene Ontology annotation, molecular function: cysteine-type endopeptidase activity; cysteine-type deubiquitinase activity. The coding region runs from base 270 to 4373 and encodes 1367 amino acids. The record is from RefSeq and is a predicted model, not a curated record. Gene Ontology annotation, biological process: protein deubiquitination.
GUGACGCCAAAGCUCCUCGAGUGAAGUCUCGCGGAGUAAAACACCGGCCAUUUUUCUCCGUUUAUAGCAGGACACUUCGUGCUUGGAUAGUGUAACCGAGAGUGUUGCGGUCACUUUGAUAAGCCUACAACUUUUGGCAAGUUUAAUUUUGGUGUCCAAGCAUCCAAACUUACAACAAACCGAACACAAACCAUGUUUGUGUUUACCGCUGCAAAGUUUUUUCGCUGACAUCCUUGUCCGGAUAGAUGCUUGUCUAAACUGUCGUACAAAUGGAAAUGGUGCCUAGCGAGGAGAACCAGUUCGUGCCCAAAGAGAUACAGAAUGCCGCUGAAGAGCCCAGAGUUCUGUGCAUAAUUCAGGACACCACCAGUGCGAAGACAAUCAAUGAAAGGCUAACUCUCAACUUGCCUGCUUCCACUACGCUUUCCAAACUUUACGAGGAUGUUGCCCACAAAGCUGGAUAUGUGAAUGGCACCUUUGAGCUUGCUUGGGGAAAUACUCCGGACACGGUGAUGGCACCAUUGGAACAUAACAGCGAGAUGUCCCUCUCUGAUUCUGGCUUUGAGCCUGGUGGUAAGAGGAAUUUCCUCCAGCUUACUGACAAAGAUGGAGAGCAGCCCCAGAUUGCAUCAGAUGAGUCAGGAACAGCAGAUAGCAGUGGACUGGAUGACAGCUCCCAGGAGCGAUUUAUCGGGCCUCUACCAAGAGAUGGCAGUGCAGGUGGCAGUGGUGACUACAGCAGUCCAUCGUACUCUUACUCAUCUAUCCUCAGUAAAUCUGAGACAGGUUAUGUAGGUUUGGUUAACCAAGCAAUGACCUGCUAUUUGAACAGCCUCCUGCAGACGUUGUUUAUGACUCCAGAAUUCAGAAAUGCGCUCUACAACUGGGAGUUUGAGGAGUCAGAAGAGGAUCCAGUCACCAGUAUUCCCUAUCAGCUGCAAAGGCUGUUUGUGCUUCUGCAAACUAGUAAGAAAAGGGCCAUUGAGACCACUGAUGUGACACGGAGCUUUGGUUGGGAUAGCAGUGAGGCUUGGCAACAGCAUGACGUCCAGGAGCUGUGCAGGGUCAUGUUUGAUGCCCUAGAGCAGAAGUGGAAGCAGACAGAACAGGCUGAUCUGAUCAACCAGCUGUACCAAGGGAAGCUGAAGGAUUAUGUGCGUUGUUUGGAAUGUGGCUAUGAGAGCUGGAGAAUCGAUACUUAUCUGGACAUCCCUCUUGUGAUCAGACCCUUUGGAGCCAGCCAAGCCUACGGGAGUGUGGAGGAGGCUUUGCAGGCAUUCAUCCAGCCAGAAACUCUGGAUGGACCCAACCAAUACUUUUGUGAACGCUGCAAAAAGAAAUGUGAUGCCCGAAAGGGUCUGAGGUUUCUGCACUUUCCCUACCUGCUGACAUUACAGCUGAAAAGGUUUGAUUUUGAUUACACCACUAUGCAUCGCAUCAAGCUUAAUGACCGCAUGACUUUCCCAGAGGAGCUUGACAUGAGCCCAUUCAUUGAUGUGGAAGAUGAGAAGUCACCUCAGACAGAAAGCUGCACUGAUAGUGGAGCAGAGAAUGAAGGCAGUUGCCACAGCGACCAAAUGAGCAAUGAUUUUUCCACUGAUGACUGUGUGGAUGAGGGCAUUUGUUUGGACAGCACCAGCAGCACAGAGAGGGCGUUGAAGCCAAAGAACUUGUUGACCUUUGAGCUUUUCUCUGUCAUGGUCCAUUCGGGGAGUGCUGCUGGUGGCCACUACUAUGCCUGCAUCAAAUCCUUCAGUGAUGGCCAGUGGUACAGUUUCAAUGAUCAACACGUUAGCAAGAUCACCCAGGAUGAUAUCAGGAAGACAUAUGGGGGGUCCUCAGGGAGCAGAGGCUAUUAUUCCAGUGCCUUUGCAAGCUCUACAAAUGCUUAUAUGCUGAUUUAUAGACUGAAAGACCCCUCAAGGAAUUCAAAAUUUUUAGCUGUGGAAGACUUUCCAGAGCACAUAAAAAGUUUGGUUCAGAAAGAGAAAGAGUCUGAAGAGCAAGAAAAGCGCCAGAGGGAGAUUGAGCGCAACACAUGCAAGAUCAAACUUUUCUGCAUGCAUCCUGUGAAGAUGAUGCUGGAGAGCAAGUUGGAAGUGCACAAAGACAAAACUCUAAGAGAAGCAACAGAAAUGGCGUACAAGCUGAUGGAGCUGGAGGGAGUCGUCCCUCUCGACUGCUGCCGCUUGGUAAAGUAUGAUGAGUUCCAUGAGUACCUGGAGCGAUCAUACGAAGGUGAGGAGGACACACCGAUGGGCCUCCUCCUUGGAGGUGUCAAGUCCUCAUACAUGUUUGACUUGCUGCUUGAGACACGUAGACCAGAGCAAGUUUUCCAGCCUUACAAGCCUGGAGAGGUGAUGGUGAAGGUUCACGUUGUUGAUCUGAAGAGUGAGACCAUCGCCUCUCCAAUCAGUGUUCGAGCGUACUUGAACCAGAUGAUCACUGAAUUCAAACAGCUUAUUGCACAGGCAACAGGCCUAUCUCCAGAAACCAUGCGAGUGGUCUUGGAGCGAUGCUAUAAUGACCUCAGGCUUCUGUAUGUUCCAAACAAAACACUCAAAGCUGAGGGAUUCUUCAGGAGUAACAAGGUUUUUGUAGAGAGCUCUGAAUUGAUGGAUCAUCAGGUUGCUUUCACUGACUCACUCUUGUGGAAACUGUUGGAUCGUCACGGAAACACUAUCCGUCUAUUAGUCUUACUGCCAGAGCAGUCUCCUGGUACCUUGGCCAACAGAACUCUUUGCCAAAAAGUAGGAGAGGACUCUGAUGGGCCCUUUGAUGGGUCAAAGGGUAGCAGGAAAUCUGUUGAGGCUAUCCUGGAGGAGAGCACAGAGAAGUUAAAGAACCUGUCUUUGCAGCAGCAGCAGCAGGGGUCAAGCACUAGUGACAGUCAGAAAAGCUCUGACGCCAGCGACUUCGAACAUAUCGAAUCUCCAACCCAGGAGGUUGACUCAAACUCUUCCCUCUGCGUGGCUGCAGACAACAGAGAGUUGGAGAACCGGAUCAGGGCCACACCCGGGGGUGGUGGUGGUUCUGCCUCUGAUAUUGAGAACCAAGUUGUCUGUGAGGAGCGGUCGGACUCUGAGGUGAACAAUGACCGCAGCACCAGCUCAGUGGACAGUGACAUCUUGAGCUCCAGCCAUAGUAGUGACACACUGUGUAAUGCAGACAGCGGCCCCAUCCAGCUGGCCAACGGCCUGGAUUCACACAGCAUCACAAGUAGCCGGCGAUCCAAAGCCCAUGAGGGCAAAAAAGAGACUUGGGACACUGCUGAGGAGGACUCUGGAACAGACAGCGAAUAUGACGACAAUGGAAAGAGCAAGGCUGAAGCUCAAUACCAUUACUUCAGAGCAGAGCCUUAUUCUCAGGAUGAUGCUUCAUGGGAUACACAAAAAUGUUUAGUGGUUCAUGUGGACAAGAGAAUAACAUUGGCAGCAUUCAAACAGAACCUGGAACCGUAUGUAGGAGUAACCUCGACCCAGUUCAAGGUGUUUCGGGUGUAUGCCAACAACCAGGAGUUUGAGAGCGUACGGCUCAAUGAAACACUCUCAUCGUUCUCAGAUGAUAACAAGAUAACUAUUCGACUAGGAAGAGCACUGAAAAAGGGUGAAUACAGAGUUAAGGUGUAUCAGCUACUGGUGAAUGAACCAGAGCCCUGCAAGUUCCUUGUGGACACGGUGUUUGCCAAGGGUAUGACUGUCAGACAGUCCAAAGAAGAGCUGCUUCCCCAGUUGAAAGAGCAGUGCAAGCUUGAUCUCAGCAUUGACAGGGUUCGUCUCAGGAAAAAGACAUGGAAGAAUCCAGGCACUGUGUUUCUGGACUACCAUGUCUAUGAGGAGGACAUUAGCAUUUCCUCCAACUGGGAAGUUUUCCUCGAAGUCCUCAAUGAACCAGAGAAAAUGAAAUCCAUGUCUCAGCUGGCUGUUCUGACUCGGAGGUGGAGUCCAGGUACAAUGAAACUGGGACCCUUUGAGGAGGUGAUUCUGGAGAGCAGCAGUGUAGAAGAACUCAAGGAGAAGCUCAGUGAAAUUAGUGGUAUUCCUCUUGAGAAUCUGGAUUUUGCAAAGGGUAGAGGAACUUUUCCGUGCGAUAUUUCCGUGUUGGAGAUCCAUCAGGAUUUAGACUGGAACCCUAAGGUGUCAACGCUUAAUGUGUGGCCUCUUUACAUCUGUGAUGAUGGCGCUGUGGUCUUCUACAGGGACAGCAGAGAGGAACCUCGGGAGCUGUCUGAGGAUGAGCGCAAUGAGCUCAUGAAGAAGGAGAGCAGCCGUCUGCUAAAGACCGGUCACCGUGUCAGCUACUCUCCUCGCAAAGAAAAGGCUCUCAAGAUCUACCUGGACGGUGGCCCUGUGAAAGACCCAGGGCAGGACUGAAGCACUGAGAAACCACUUUUUUUUUUUUUUUUUUUUUUUUUUUUUAAAGCUCACCUGGCUGCUGCAGGAGGGCAGCCAGGCAUCAGGACUCUGAAUGUCAGCCCCGAAAGUGACUUGAACUCAAGCAGCAUUGUGAGGCAGAUGUGCUCUCACCCUCCACUCGGAGCCCCAGGGCUGUCUCAGAAACCCUAUUGUGCACUAUAGUGUAUUGUACUGUAACGUUAAAGGGAAGUACAAAAGCUAUUCAUACACAGAAAAGACUAUUGACAAAUCAACAGAAAUAAAUAGCUUCUAAAAAUAGAUGAAGAGAUGUUAGGACAGUGAAAUUGGUCUGGAAAGCAUCCAUCCUGUCCAUGUAAGUCUCUAUUCACCUUUAAAAUCAGGCUCUUUCACACUCCUCUUUGUCCCUGUGUUCAUCUUCCUGUUUUUGACUAAAUGUUGAUACUGAUUCAUCUGUAGCUGUCUUAUGAUACCAUUGUUCUCGUACCUGUUGAGCUCUGGUCUGUCAGAGAUCAGUCAUUCUUUGUCACCUUCCUAUAAAUAUUU